Messenger RNA from Lytechinus variegatus (green sea urchin), 1024 nucleotides. Its product is annotated as ryncolin-1-like. Lineage: Eukaryota; Metazoa; Echinodermata; Echinoidea; Temnopleuroida; Toxopneustidae. Bases 1 to 948 code for a protein of 315 amino acids. The record is from RefSeq and is a predicted model, not a curated record. The transcript is spliced from 6 exons.
AUGGCGUAUCUUCCUUCAGCAAGAGAUUUACCUGCAGAUUUUGCUGCUCUCAACCCAGGAUUGGGAAAUAUCGAAAGACCAUGUACUCCCUUGAUACCAUGUGGCUCUAUUACAUCUCGCAAUAAUAGUGACGUCAUCGAUUUAAUCCCGAAGAUUUCAAACAGGAUGAUGACAAGCAGAGCUUUUAACGGAAAGAUUGAAGAAACUACGAUGUUAAUGUGUUCUAUGCCAGCCUGCUUGAGUAACCCUUGUCAGAAUGGUGAAAUCUGUGUGGAAACCAUGGUCGGUUAUCGAUGCGAAUCAUCGGUGUGCUACUCUGAUUGUAAUGCUGCGCUUGACGCUGGUCACCGCGUGGAUGGUGUCUAUCGGAUCUGUUUUAUCACAUCAGACGGUGUUCACAAAGGACCUUACAGUGUAUGGUGCCGCUAUGAUGAAACAUUUCACAUCGGAUGGCUGGUCAUACAGAGGCGUUAUGGCGGGAGCGUUAACUUUGAACGGCCGUGGGAAGACUACAAGCACGGCUUCGGCAAUAUCUCGACGGAGUUCCGGCUCGGCAACGACCUCAUUCACGACCUGACAAGUAGCAGGACCUUCCUUCUCCGCAUAAGCAUGUGGAGUGAGGACGGUUCAUACUAUCACGUGAGAUACCAUCCUUUUCGAGUCGGAGACGAGGGUAGUGGCUACCAACUCCACCUUUGUCGACGUACGUGUGGUAGUAGCUUGGAUCUGCAAGAUGGAGCUAAGUUCAGCACCAUCGACCGGGACAAUGAUGAGUUACCGGAAAUUGACACUUCAUGUGCCCGACUGAAGGGGGCUGGAUGGUACGCAGACUGCGGCAACGUCAGUUUCAACAUGAGACAAACGGAGAAUGGAACGAUUGGGGAAUGGUGGUCGGAUGGAACGGUGAUAAGGUUGGGAAGCUUUGAAUUCAGGAUAAGACCAGAUUGAAUUGAUGACAUUAAGGUCAAUAUUCUUAUGAAAAUAAUAAUAUUCAUAAUUUAUCUGUAAUUAUAUUCAUUGAGGC